Molecule: messenger RNA, 2856 nt
Organism: Striga asiatica
Lineage: Eukaryota; Viridiplantae; Streptophyta; Magnoliopsida; Lamiales; Orobanchaceae
Source: the annotation of a GenBank genome assembly
AUGGCGGGUGGCAAAACUUCAAAAAAGCGUAAGGCUGCGAAUUCCUCAUCUCGUCUCUCCUCCAAGCGCCGAAACUGGAGCACUUUACCCGAUGGAUUCCAAGUCUUCUGCGAUUCCCAGCGUCAGGCCACCAAAGACGCCUGCGCGAUCGCCGGCCUCAACGUCAUCCGCAUCAUCAACGAGCCCACAGCCGCCGCCAUUGCCUACGGCCUCAACCAACGGGCAAAUGCUUCCUGGGGAGGUUCGAAAAACGUGCUCGUCUUCGACCUUGGCGGCGGCACCUUCGACGUCUCCCUCCUCACCAUCAACGAUGGCUCCUUCGUCGUGAAGGCCACCGCAGGCGACACCCACCUCGGAGGGGAGGAUUUCGACAACCGAAUAGUCGCCCACUUUGCGGCCGAGUUCAAGCGCAAGCACAAGAAGGAUAUUUCGGGAAACCCCCGAGCCCUGUGGAGGCUGAGGACCGCCGGCGAGCGGGCGAAGAGGAUCCUCUCCACCAACACACACGCCACUGUGGACGUCGAGUUCCUGCACGAGGGCAUCGAUUUCCACUCGACCAUCACCCGUGCGAAAUUCGAGGAUCUCAACAUUGACCUUUUCCAAAAGUGCAUAGAGCCAGUCGAGAGCUGCCUCAGGAGUGCUGGGAUGGACAAGGCCGCCGUCCACGAUGUAAGUUUUUUCAACGGGAAGGAGCUCUGUAGGAGCAUCAACCCGGACGAGGCCGUUGCCUACGGGGCCGCCGUGCAAGCGGCCGUCCUCACCGGCGUGAGGGACAACAAGGUUCGGGACCUCGUCCUUUGCGACGUGACCCCGCUCUCCCUCGGUAUUGAGGUAAAAGGGGAAGUGAUUGUGGUCCCUCGCAACACACCAAUCCCUACUCGGAAGGAGAAAUGGUUCACGACGAUUUAUGACAACCAGACUUGUGUGGAUUUCAAGGUCUAUGAGGGGGAGCCGGCGAAGUCGACGGAGAACAACCUGCUCGGGCAGUUCACACUGGAGGGAGUCCCACGGGCCCCUCGGGCGGUGCCAAGCAUUGACGUGUGCUUUGAAAUCGAUGUCGACGGGUUACUGAGCGUGUCGGCUAAGGAGAGGUCCAAGGGGAGCGCAAACGGGAUCACUAUAACCAACGAAGGAGGUAAGGCGUCUAGAGAGGAGAUUGAGAGAAUAGUGAGGGAUGCAGAGAGGUACAGGCGGGAGGACGAGGAGUACAAGAGGAGGGCCGAAGCUAGAAACAAGCUCGAGAAUUAUGCCUACGGCGUGAGGAGCGCAGCCAGGGCUGCCGUCUGGCUGGCGAUGGCCGACAGGAGAAGGGUGGAGGAGGAGGCCACGUGGGUUAUUAUGUGGGUGGAGGGGAAUUGGAUGCGGGCUGGGGUUGACGAGUUGAACCAUAAGAUGUGGGAGCUUGAGCGCAUUUGCAGCCCUAUCAUCAAAUUUGGCAUGGAGUCUCGUGGCGACUCCCAGCGCCAGGCCACCAAAGACGCCGGCGCGAUCGCCGGCCUCAACGUCAUCCGCAUCAUCAACGAGCCCACGGCCGCCGCCAUUGCCUACGGCCUCAACCAAAGGGCAAAUACUGCCUGGGGAGGUUCGAAAAACGUGCUCGUCUUCGACCUCGGUGGCGGCACCUUCGACGUCUCCCUCCUCACCAUCAACGACGGCUCCUUCGUCGUGAAGGCCACCGCGGGCGACACCCACCUCGGAGGAGAGGAUUUCGACAACCGAAUAGUCGCCCACUUUGCGGCCGAGUUCAAGCGCAAGCACAAGAUGGAUAUUUCGGGAAACCCCCGAGCCCUGCGGAGGCUGAGGACCGCCGGCGAGCGGGCGAAGAGGAUUCUCUCCACCAACACUCACGCCACUGUGGACGUCGAGUUCCUGCACGAGGGCAUCGAUUUCCACUCGACCAUCACCCGUGCGAAAUUCGAGGAUCUCAACAUUGACCUUUUCCAAAAGUGCAUCGAGCCAGUCGAGAGCUGCCUCAGGAGUGCCGGGAUGGACAAGGCCGCCGUCCACGACGUAGUCCUGGUCGGAGGCUCGACUAGGAUCCCCAGGGUUCAGAGUCUGCUGCAGAGUUUUUUCAGCGGGAAGGAGCUCUGUAGGAGCAUCAACCCGGACGAGGCCGUUGCCUACGGGGCCGCCGUGCAAGCGGCCGUCCUCACUGGCGUGAGGGACAACAAGGUUCGGGACCUCGUCCUUUGCGACGUGACCCCGCUCUCCCUCGGUAUUGAGGUAAAAGGGGAAGUGAUGGAUGUUGUGGUCCCUCGCAACACACCAAUCCCUACUCGGAAGGAGAAAUGGUUCACGACGAUUUAUGACAACCAGACUUGUGUGGAUUUCAAGGUCUACGAGGGGGAGCGGGCGAAGUCGACGGAGAACAACCUGCUCGGGCAGUUCACACUGGAGGGAGUCCCACGGGCCCCUCGGGCAGUGCCAAGCAUUGACGUGUGGUUUGAAAUCGAUGUCGACGGGUUACUGAGCGUGUCGGCUAAGGAGAGGUCCAAGGGGAGCGCAAACGGGAUCACUAUAACCAACGAAGGAGGUAAGGCGUCGAGAGAGGAGAUUGAGAGAAUAGUGAGGGAUGCAGAGAGGUACAGGCGGGAGGACGAGGAGUACAAGAGGAGGGCCGAAGCUAGAAACAAGCUCGAGAAUUAUGCCUACGGCGUGAGGAGCGCGGCCAGGGCUGCCCUCUGGCUGGCGAUGGCCGACAGGAGAAGGGUGGAGGAGGAGGCCACGUGGGUUAUUAUGUGGGUGGAGGGGAAUUGGAUGCGGGCUGGGGUUGACGAGUUGAACCAUAAGAUGUGGGAGCUUGAGCGCAUUUGCAGCCCUAUCAUCAGAGUUGGCAUGGAGUCUUGUGGGUUAUAG